Messenger RNA from Drosophila willistoni, 4782 nucleotides. RefSeq names its product transport and Golgi organization protein 1 (gene Tango1). Gene Ontology annotation, molecular function: protein binding. The transcript has 7 exons. The record is from RefSeq and is a predicted model, not a curated record. The coding region runs from base 141 to 4538 and encodes 1465 amino acids. NCBI's taxonomy places the organism in Eukaryota, Metazoa, Arthropoda, Insecta, Diptera, Drosophilidae. Gene Ontology annotation, biological process: protein secretion; endoplasmic reticulum to Golgi vesicle-mediated transport; vesicle cargo loading. Gene Ontology annotation, cellular component: endoplasmic reticulum membrane; endoplasmic reticulum exit site.
GUGGCAACUCCGACUCUCACCAGCUGAGAUGAAAAGCCAACUCAGCUAAAGUAAUUGAAGAGAUUUUUAUACACAAAAAAUAUAGUCCAUAAGUUGAGACUAAUUAACAUUAAGAAAUAGCGAGCAAGAAACAAUGCAAAAUGCGGCCAACGAACCAGCAACGAGAAAACUUAGUGGGAAUGAGUGAUUUGCGAAUUUUUGUGGCCCUGCUAGUCGGACUAGUCGGCUUCGUCUGUUUGCCAUCGACGACGUGGGCAGAAUCGCCUUCGUUGGCUUUGUCCGACAAAAGACUGUGCGCUGACCUAAAAUGUGAACAGAUCAUCUCGACGGGCAAAGCCAGGAUCAAUUAUAAUGCGGGUGGUGAGGGUUUGCUGUCCUUAAAGAUAAAUGCGCCGGUUCGCAUUCUAUCUAAAAGUGCUGGGUCAAAUAAAAAAAUGUGGGGCGCAGAAAUUGGUGGUCGUCGUGGCUAUGUCAACAAGGAUUUCAUUAUGGAGCAAAGGAUUCUGAUCAGAGAUGCGGAUCUGAAAUUUGAGGUGCCUGUGGUGGGUCCUGGCAGUCCCAAACCAGUCGUGGAACCUGUUUUGAAUGCUUCCGAAACAUCAGAUGAUCUGUUAACCACAACGACAACAUCGCCUCUAGAUUUGAAAGUUGAUGCCAUAGUAACAGAACAGCCUAAGGCAGCGACGGAGAGUAGCGAAGCAGCUGCUCCUGAGCCAAGUAAACCAAAUGUUCAAUUGAUAGAUGGCACAGAGUUGCCUCUCGAGGCUUUGUCAGCUGUUACAGAGAGGGCAGAGGAAACCAAACCUGAUGAUUCAUUACCAAGUGAGUUAAAUAAGACCGAUGAAUCACUACCAACUAGCACAGAAAAGGUGCAAGAACCUAAGGAUUCUUUGCAAGACCUCGACACCAAUGAUCCUCUCCCAGCUGCAACAGAAAAGGUAGAGGAACCUUUGCAACCCAAGGAGCCCUUACAAGUGUUAACCGAAAAGGUGGAAGAAAUUAAACCGAAGGACCCUCUGCCAGUUAUUACAGAAAAGGUGGAGGACUUUAGUGCCAAAAAACCUGUGCCUUUGGAAACGAAACAAAAUGAGGACCCAAUUCCAGUAGCCACUGAACAGCCAAAUAGUUCUACAGAAUCCGUACCAGUUAUCCCAGAGAAGGUGAUCAAGACUGAGGAAAAAAAAGUGGGGGAGUUUCAGCACGAUCAAUAUGGUGAUUUUCCUGAUGACUAUGACUACGAAGAAGAUGAAGACGAUGAGGCAAACGAAAUAGAAAGCAAUAAAGAUGAAUUGAUAGAGAAUAAGAAACCAAUUGAAGUGGCUGCGUUGGCGAAGAAUUUAACUGAUAAAAUUGUAGAUAAAAAUGUUGAUAACGUAGUUCAAUCAGAAGUUCCUCAAGUUAAUAUAGACAAUGAAAAUGAAAAACAAGCAGCAGCAGCACCUUCUACUCCAACUACUACGACUGAAUCCUCGACAGAAACAGAUUCCAACGAACAAGUAGAGAGAGAAGAGAAAAUUGCCAUCACAGAGACAACAAGCACAGAAAAAGUUGAGAUUAAGAAAUUGGAAGAAACUACGCCUCAAUCAGUUGAAGGUAAAAAGCCAUUGAUUGAAGAAAAUGUUAAACCAUCGGAAGAUAUCCAAGCGGACUUAAAUGAUUUGCAAUCCAAAGAGCCAGCUGCACCCCUCUUGCCCACACUACAACAACAACAACAACAACAACCUCAAGUCGCCGAUCCCAUUUUAAUAAGCAAUUCAGUUGAGACAAAGACUGAUUCUUCCCUCAAUGUCGAUUCAACAUCAACAACGGAACCCCUGCAAGUGGAGGAGAUUCCAGUUAGUUUGCCUCCAUUGUUUAAUAAGCAGAAUUUCGAGAAUCCCAAUGAUUAUUAUAAACAAAUGCAGGAACAACAGCUAAGAUUGCAACAAGAGCAGCAACAGACAACUCCCUCACCUUAUAAUUCACCAUACGAGGCAAUUUACGAUGCUGAACCCACACCAGCUCCAAUUGUAGUUGCCAAAGAUGAGCAACUUCCUCCUGCCAUUAAGACUGAAACGUCCACAGAGCAAAUUGAUGACAUUUCUUCAACGCCAGCUUCAAAGUCAGAGGAAAUCUCAGAGUCAACUGAGCAGACAUCAACUACUCAAGAACAUGAAGAAGUGGCCCAAGAACUUCCACCUGCUCCUAGACAUUACGAUGAUACUCCUUCUCUAGCACCACAAACUGAUGGUGUUGGCUCCGUGGAACCUGUUCCCUUGCCUUCUACAGCUAGCCCUCUGCAACAACCCUCCGAUUUGGCCAAGGAAUCAGCUGGCUUGGGUCUCUUUGCCACCAUUGUGGGCACUGUCAAUUCAUUUAUAUCCACUCAAGGUGGUUCCAAAGAACCCGAAAAUAUUGCUAUGUUGGGUGGCGAUGAACUCCAUAGGAUACUCUAUUCGAAUGGUGGGGAACCGUCUGCAUCCAAAGAUUCUCCUGCUGUUGCUGCUGAGGGAUAUUGCUCUCGGAAUGUCAAUUGCCCGCGUGCCACUGCUACUGAUCCAACCAUAACUUUGGACAACUUUGUUGAAAUUUUUGCCCUCAAGGUAUUGGAGCACUCUCAACUUCUCCUGUGUGUGGUCAUUGCGGCCAUAUCGUCGCUAUGCUUUAUCUUUACCUAUUAUUGUUGCUGCAAUAGUAGCCAAGAGGGGGCCCUUCUGGCCAAACUUAAUCAAUUGGAACGCAGUCUGUUGGCCUCGCACAAGGAAAAUGCCAUUAUUAAACAUGAUCUGAUGACUACACGCCAAAAAUUGGCAAGCAUCGAAGACAAUUCAUUUGGUUCCAAUGAUAUGGUAGCCUCGCUCAAAAAACAACUGGAGACGGAACUCUAUGAAAAGGCCAAACUGCAGGAGCAAGUGGGCUCGCUGGAAAAGGAUCUGGAUAAUGCUGCUGAAGCUGGCUUAGAAUUGAACAAAAUGUUGUCAGAGGUCCUCAAUAGUCAAAAUGGUGAUGAGGCCUUUAUUAAUACAGUGGAUGAACUGCAGCGACAACUCAACGAUCAAGAAAAAAUAAUAAUUGACAUCAAUUCGAGCCUGGCCGAGAAGAGUCGCGAGAAUAGCGAACUUCAAUAUACAUACACAGAGCAUACAGCUCGUCUAACUAGCGAAAUGAAUACUCUACAGCAGGAGAACUAUGAAUUGGAAAUGGAAAAGGCUAAACUUCAGACAAGCCUCGAUGGCCUCAAAGCCGAAUCGGAGCAAGAGUUGGCCAAAUCCCUGGAGGCUCGUAAUUAUGAAAUGCAAAAAUUGCAAAAUCAAAUUCUUGAUCUUACUGCCAAAUGGGAGAAGGAGCAUAAUGAUUUGCAAACAAGUGUAGCUAAAAUUGAAGCUCUUGAAGAUUGUCUCAAAGCGGUGAAGAAAGAUGCCAACUUGAAUGUACAGGAAUUGAUAACAUCGGCCAAGACGAAGGGUGAAUUAAAUGCGGCUCAGAAAAAGUUCUCAUCACUACAGCAAAAACUGGAGAAGGAGGUAGCCACCAAGGCGCGCCUAGAGCAGCAGCUAAAACAAUCUGGCGUCGAUGUGGAGCAAUUGAAGCAGGACUACAAUCAAUCGGAACGUGAUAAACUAGAGGCACAGACGCGCCUGGAAGUUCUUUCGGGGUAUUUCCGUGAAAAGGAAACACAAUUGCAGAAAGAAUUAAGCUUACAGGAGGCGAAAUGGCUGCAACAUCAAGGCGAAACAAGCAGCACUGUGGAAACCCAAACGUUAAUGAAGAAUGAAAUUCAGUUACUUAAAUCUCAAAACGAUGAGCUGCGCGCUGAGAUAGAGGCCCAAAUAGCAUCACAUAAGGCCCAAAUGGGCACAUUAGAGAAUCGUGCUCAUGAAUCGUGGCUGGCUGCUCGUCAAUCGGAGCGCCGCUGCGAAGAAGCAUUGGCUGAGGCAGCCGGUUUGCGUCGCAAACUCACGGCCAUGGCUAGUGGAAGAGUGGGAGCAGGAGGAGGAGAAGGCGAUGCAGAUAUAACUACAUCGUCGAAUGGUGGCGGCGAAACGACAGCUCCUUCACCAUUGCCACUUGUUGCACCCGGUUCACCAUUGUUAAAUAUGCAAAAUCCACUGCCAUUCCUACCGGCCCCAUUCCCACCAUUUUUGGGUUUGCCGCCGCCAUUCCUGCCACCGAAUGCAGGCGGAGGUGGUGCACGGCCACCGCCAUUGGGCCGUAUGCGGUCACCGCCACCAUCGGGACGUGAUCGGGAUCGAGAUCGCGAUCGUUAUUCCGAUUAUAGUGAUUACGAUGACUACGAUGAUGAUGAGGAUGAUCGUGGCUCGGAUCAUCGUCGGCGGCACAGCGGCAGCUGGGGUCGUGGCAGUGGAGGCGGCGGUCGCCGUGACUCCUAUGUCCACUCACCACGAACAUAUCGCUCGCUCUCACCAUCGGACAGUCGUUAUAACUACAAUGAUACUGAAACAGAUUUUAGUCCUCCGCCUAGUCCACCACUUCGAUCACGUCACAGGGUAGGUGGAGGCAGUGGCUCCGGUGGAUCACGACCCAUCAACGAAGUCUGAAUAGUGAUCCUUCCAAAUAUAUUACGAUGUAGUGGCUAAAACUCAAAACUAGUUCAAAUGUAUUCAUUAAUAAUCGAUAAUUUUCGAACGAUUUCGACUAAGAGCGAGAAAAAAAUAGCGAAGCGAUAACGAACCCAUUACCAACCGAUACAAACACAAUAUAGUGGCCCAAUGGUGAAUGAUUAUAUCAACAGUAAAAAAAAAAACAAUUUCAACUAAAAUAAACCAAAACAAAACUAAAAAA